AUGUACAUAGACAAACCGGAGAUCACAGGCGACGAUAAAUUGUCCCCUGCCUGUCAGAUACUUCUGUUUUCCGCUACCUACGACGAACAGGUUAUGGAAUUCGCUCGAGACUAUGUUCCCAAUCCAAUUGAGAUACGUGUGAAGCGCACUCAGCUACCUCUGAAAAACAUCAAACAGUUCUAUUUGCUUUUUAAUGAUUGGGUGGAAAAAUACCAAGCACUGACAGAUAUAUACGGGGGUUUCCAAGUCGGCCAAGCCAUCAUAUUCUGUGAUACUCGUAAGGAGGCCAGCUGGUUGAACGAUCGGAUGACUAUGGAUGGGCAUCGUGUUGUUAUUCUGUCCGGUGACCUAGAUGUCUCAGAGCGCGAACAUGUUUUACACCAGUUUCGUGAGGCGGAAUGUCGUGUACUGAUCACCACAAAUGUCUGCUCGAGAGGUGAGUUUCUUACUGCAAAUAAAAUCAGUUUUUCUUAA
Molecule: messenger RNA, 474 nt
Organism: Echinostoma caproni
Lineage: Eukaryota; Metazoa; Platyhelminthes; Trematoda; Plagiorchiida; Echinostomatidae
Source: the annotation of a GenBank genome assembly